AUGGGAGCACGGGCGUUCUCCCAUGACAGUAUUUUUAUCCCUGAUGGGGGAGCAGAAAAUGAGCAGACAGUUCAAGCAAUGUCACAGGACAACAUCCUGGGCAAAGUCAAAACUCUUCAGCGACAGUUGGGCAAGAAUAUCAAGUUUGGGCAGCGGCCAUCGAAUGCCAUUCCCAUGAAGAAGGCGGGCAGUGCGGACGCUAGCUCUGAUGAGGACUUCUUCCUGACCAGUCCCAUGGAAAUUGUGACUCAGCAGGAUAUUGUCCUCUCAGACCCAGAGAACAAAUCCAGUGACAAGCCAAGUUCCUCCAGUCCUCUGAAUCUACCUGAAGCCAGAAGUGAGAUGGAAGAGAAGGUUGCUCCAGUUAAACCGUCUCGGCCAAAAAGGCACCUCUCUCCUGCUGGCACCAUUGAAAGUGUCAACCUCGACGCCAUCCCCCUGGCUAUUGCUCGUCUGGACAACAGUGCUGCCAAGCACAAGCUCUCUGUGAAGCCAAAAAACCAGAGGGUGUCGCGGAAGCACAGAUGGCUUUCCCAGGAUCGUCAGAAUGAGCCAGGCAGCUUUGAGAGGCAGCCUUCUCUGGACCAGAACGGGCAGCCAGGAGAAGACAAGCACAUUUGGCAUGAAGAGGAACCAGAACCUCUGGAUUCCCGCGAAGACAAACGACUCCAGGAAGAGUACUGGCGGGAACUUGAAGCCAAGUGCAAGCGGCAAAAAGCCGAGGCAGCCGAGAAGAGGCGCCUGGAAGAGGAGAGGCGGCAGGCGCUGGAGAGGAGGCUUUGGGAGGAGAGUCUCAGAGAGGAGCUGCUGGAGGAGGAGGAAGGCGAGGAGGAGGAGCUGCAGCUAGAGGCAGGGAAGGCACCUCCAGGGGAAGGGCAGCAGUUGGGUCUGGAGGAGCGGGGAGGUGCAGAGAUGGGGGAAGCCGAUGACCCCGCGAGCCUGGAGGCUGAAAAGCGCAGGCAUGAGCAGGAAGAUGCUGAGAGGCAUGAGGAGGCACUGAGGCAGUGCGAGGCUGAGAGGCAGGAAAAGGAGCUGAGGCAGCGGAAGGCUCAGAGGCAGGAAGAGGAGCUGAGGCAACUUGAGGUCCAGAAGCAGGAGGAGAAACUGAGGCAACUCGAGGCCCAGAGGCAGGAGGAGGAACUGAGGCAGCUUGAGGCCCAGAGGCAGGAGGAGAAACUGAAGCAGCUUGAGCUCCAGAGGCAGGAGGAGGAACUGAGGCAACUCGAGGCCCAGAGGCAGGAGGAGAAACUGAGGCAGCUUGAGGCCCAGAGGCAGAAAGAACAACUGAGGCAGCUCGAGGCCCAGAGGCAAGAGGAGAAACUAAAGCAGCUCGAGGCCGAGAGGCAGCAUGCUCAGGAGGAGGAGGCCAGGGGGAUGCGGCAGGAAGAAGAGGAGGAGGCCAAGUGCACAGAAGAGCUGAAAGGAUGGGCAGUGGAGGCGCCAGGGCUGCAGGUGGACGAAAGCCCAUGGAGUCCAGAAAAAGAGAGCCAGCCUCAGCUAGCGGAGUACACUAAUCAGCAAAGCCCAUUGCAGCGGGACCUUGAGAAGACAGAGGAACAAGAAAACCUCGAAUCCGUGGGACAGAAAGAGACGGCCCAGGAGCAGAAGGAAGAGGCUAAGACGACCAGCGAGCCAGAUGGGCAGAGGGAAGACUUGGGCACGGAGUGCAGUGAUGUAGACGUGGAAGGGAGAGAAGCCACUCAGAUAGGUAGCCCCCUGCCACAAGAGGGGCAGAUGGGCAGAGCGGCGGCCUCAGAAGACAAGAACGAAGCUGUCGCUGCAGAUAAGGACCGAAAUGUGGAGGAGCUCCGGUGGCAGGAGGUGGAAGAGCGGCAGACCAUGCCCCGACCCUACACAUUCCAGGUGUCCUCCGGGGGUAGGCAGAUUCUCUUCCCCAAAGUCAACCUGAGCCCAGUGACACCCGCCAAGGACGCAAGCCUGGCCCCAGUGGCCCAGGAACCGCCUGCGCCCAGUGGUGCCACCCCGCACGCACUGCCCUCGGCGCUCAGCAUCCCACACACGGCCAUUCUGGUCACUGGAGCGCAGCUCUGCGGCCCUGCGGUCAACCUGAGCCAGAUCAAGGACACAGCGUGCAAGUCCCUUCUAGGCCUGUCAGAAGAAAAGCGGCAGGUGGAUGUCUCCACAGUGGAACCCAGGGCCACCAGCGGCAAGGCCAGACCUCCCCCGGAGUCGCCGAGCAAUACCACUGCGCUAGCCGAGUGGGCGUCCAUUCGAUCCAGGAUCCUGAAGAACGCAGAGGGUGACCAGCGUGGUGACAGAGAGCCGGCCAAAACCGGGGACGAGCCCGCUCCCAGAGCGCGGUGCGAUUCCCGAGGGAACAUGCGCAGGACGCAGCCAGUCAAGUUCUCCAUCAUGCCGGCCUGGCAGAAAUUCUCGGACGGAGGCUCAGACACCUCCAAACAGAGCCUUGACGGUGAAAGCAUGAGGAAAAAACCCGGGCCAGCAGCCGGUGAAGAAACAAUGCCUCAGCCUCUACCUGCGGCUCUGGAGCCUCGGAAGAGCCUGGAGAAGCAAGAGGUGAGCCAGGAGCCACCAGACACCACUGACGGAUGCAAAUUUGCCAAAGACCUUCCAUCUUUCCUCGUUCCAGGCCUGCCUUCUCCGCAGAAAGCUGCUUCCCGCACUGGGUCCACGACCACUUUGGACGGCGAGACCACGAGUGAUGUCGGAAAGCCAGACCUUGUGAUCUCAGGAGGCGAGGAAAAGGCCUCGCCCUUCGGAAUAAAGCUGAGAAGGACCAACUACUCCUUGCGCUUCAACUGUGACCAGCAAGCGGAACAGAAGAAGAAAAAGAGGCACAGCAGCAUGGGAGACACUGUGGAUGGUGGCACCCCCGCAACCGGGAGCGACCCUGGAGAGAAAGAGCCUGAAGCUGUGACCCUCAAGCAUGGCACAUCCCAUCCCCAGGAGAAAAAGCCAGCCCUAGCCCCUCGAAGGGACUCUGCCGAAAGCCCUUCUAGCGGUCACUCUGUUGCUGUAGCCCAGUUGGGGCUGCCACAAGGUAGCCAGACCCCAGCUCCAGGGCAGGACAAGGUAGCAAGCAAAACGCCCCCAAUGCAGAAGCCGGCCCUGGCUCCCAAGCCUACCAGCCAGACGCCACCUUCGUCCCCAUUCUCCAAACUGAGCAGACCUCACUUAAUAGAGCUGCUUGCUAGGCGCGCUGGGAAGGUGGAUUCCGAGCCGAGUGGGGCCUGCAAGGAGAGCCAGGAGAGCAGUGAUAACCAGCCACCCUCACCAUCACUGCCAGAGGAGCAGAAGGGACAGAAGAGGGACGAGGAAGAGGUGCCGGAAAAGAAGCCCGCUUCCCCACCUCCAUCAGCCAGUCAGCAAGAGAGACCUUCCUUGACUCCUGAGACAGAGAAGCCCUUGCUCCAGAGCAGGCACUCUGUAGAUGGCUCCAAAUUAACAGAGAAAGGUGAAGCUGCUCAGCCGCUGUGGAUAACGCUGGCGCUGCAAAAGCAAAAGGGGUUUCGUGAGCAGCAGGCAACUCGAGAGGAGAGGAAGCAAGCCCGGGAGGCCAAGCAAGCAGAGAAGCUCUGUAAAGAAACUGUCAGUGUCAGCCCGCAGCCUGGAAGCAGAGUCGGUUCCCUGCAGAAGUCUGCCACUCCGCCCGAAGAGAAGAAGCCUGAAACUGCCGUGUCCAGGCUCCAGCGCAGAGAACAGCUGAAGAAGGCCAACACUCUUCCCACAUCCGUGACAGUGGAGAUCUCAGACUCUGCGCCCCCCAGCACCGCUGGUAAAGGAGGUCACAAGAGGUUCUCCACCCCAGACGCUUGCCCCGUGUCUACAGAACCUGCCUGGCUGGCUUUGGCCAAGAGAAAAGCAAAGGCCUGGAGCGACCUGCCACAAUCAUUAAGUAAACAGUGA
Messenger RNA from Arvicola amphibius (Eurasian water vole), 3888 nucleotides. RefSeq names its product capping protein inhibiting regulator of actin dynamics (gene Cracd). NCBI's taxonomy places the organism in Eukaryota, Metazoa, Chordata, Mammalia, Rodentia, Cricetidae. The transcript has 8 exons. Bases 1 to 3888 code for a protein of 1295 amino acids. The record is from RefSeq and is a predicted model, not a curated record. Gene Ontology annotation, biological process: maintenance of gastrointestinal epithelium; negative regulation of barbed-end actin filament capping.